AUGGCAUCCAAAUUUACGAGAUUUUUGAAUUCAGAAACAGGUCCUAGGACCGUCCACUUUUGGGCUCCAGUUCUCAAGUGGUCGCUUGUUUUCGCAGGUGCGAGUGAUAUGCAAAGACCCGUCGAGGUGGUUUCGGGUACACAGCAAAUGGCCCUCUUCGCUACCGGUGUCAUCUGGACUAGAUGGUCAUUCGUUAUUAAACCAAAGAACUACCUUCUCGCAUCCGUGAACUUCUUCCUGGCUGGGUUUUCAGGAUACCAGAUUGCCAGAAUCUUCAACUGGAGAACAACACAAGGCGAUUCAGCCUUGCAAGCCUUGCAAUAUUUGCUGCAUGGCCAGCCAGAGAUUGCUCCAAAAGACGUCGAGAAGGUCGAGGCUGCUGCUAGUACUGCUUAG
Messenger RNA from Kuraishia capsulata CBS 1993, 396 nucleotides. RefSeq lists its product as uncharacterized. The record is from RefSeq and is a predicted model, not a curated record. The transcript has 4 exons. Lineage: Eukaryota; Fungi; Ascomycota; Pichiomycetes; Pichiales; Pichiaceae. Gene Ontology annotation, biological process: pyruvate import into mitochondria. Gene Ontology annotation, cellular component: mitochondrial inner membrane. Gene Ontology annotation, molecular function: pyruvate transmembrane transporter activity. The coding region runs from base 1 to 396 and encodes 131 amino acids.